ACCGGGAGUGACCCCAGCAUCUGCAGUGACGCUGGGAGCAGCACCGACACCGGCACCGGCACUGACAGAGGCCCCGCGCCCCGGUGCUCGGGCGGCCCUGGUCGCCGCCGAUGACCCUGAACACGCAGCGCGGGAGCCACAGCCCGCUCCGCCGCAGGGCCAGCACCCCUGUGCCGCGGCCGGGGGUCUCCUGCCACCCGCAGCUGGAGCACCGCUCCUCCGAGCCGGGCGCCAGGGCCGCGGCCCCCCGCGGCAGUUGGUCCUCUGAGUCCUCGGGUUCCUCCGGCGCCUGGGAGCCGCUGUACCGCGUGGUGCUGCUGGGGGACCCCGGCGUGGGCAAGAGCAGCCUGGCCAGCCUCUUCGCCGGCGUCCAGGAGCGGGAUCUGCUGGAGCAGCACGGAGAGGCCGCCUAUGAGCGCACGCUGUGUGUAGACGGUGAGGAGACCACGCUGCUCGUGAUGGACACGUGGGAGCCGGAGCAGCGGGGCAAGGGGAGCCAGUGCCGCAGCCAGUGCCUGCAGGUCGGGAACGCCUAUGUCAUCGUCUACUCCAUCACGGACCGGGGCAGCUUCGAGAGCGCCUCGGAGCUGCGCAUCCAACUGCGCCGCGCUCGGCAGCCCGAGGACAUCCCCAUCAUCCUGGUGGGCAACAAAAGCGACCUGGUGCGGAGCCGAGAAGUCUCCAUUGAAGAGGGCCGUGCCUGCGCUGCCGUGUUCGACUGCAAGUUCAUCGAGACAUCGGCGGCUCUGCAGCACAACGUGGCCGAGCUCUUCGAGGGGGUGGUGCGGCAGCUCCGCCUGCGCCGAGGGGGCAAGGAGCCCCACACGCGCCCUGCGCAGCGGCACAGGCGCAAGGAGAGCCUCACCAAGAGAGCCCGGCGCUUCCUCGACAGGCUGGUGGCCAGGAACAGCAGCAAAGUGGCCCUCAAGUUCCGCUCCAAGUCCUGCCACGACCUGUCUGUGCUCUGAGAGCCGCCGGUGCCUGCCCAGCGCUCCGCACACCCAGGCUGGGACUGCCCUCUCCACCAGCAGCGUGGCCGACGGCUCCGUGGAGAGCCCAGAUAGGACCAGAGCGAUGCUGGGGAUGUGGAGCUGGUUUAACCGGUGCUGAGGGAUG
Molecule: messenger RNA, 1116 nt
Organism: Pezoporus flaviventris
Lineage: Eukaryota; Metazoa; Chordata; Aves; Psittaciformes; Psittacidae
Gene: REM1
Product: RRAD and GEM like GTPase 1
Exons: 4
Coding region: 111-968 (285 amino acids)
Biological process (GO): negative regulation of high voltage-gated calcium channel activity
Cellular component (GO): plasma membrane
Molecular function (GO): GTP binding; GTPase activity; calcium channel regulator activity
Source: RefSeq, a predicted model, not a curated record